This is a messenger RNA of Ipomoea nil (Japanese morning glory), 1119 nucleotides long. RefSeq names its product glyoxylate/hydroxypyruvate reductase HPR3. Lineage: Eukaryota; Viridiplantae; Streptophyta; Magnoliopsida; Solanales; Convolvulaceae. The coding region runs from base 31 to 1014 and encodes 327 amino acids. Gene Ontology annotation, molecular function: hydroxypyruvate reductase [NAD(P)H] activity; NAD binding; glyoxylate reductase (NADPH) activity. The transcript has 2 exons. Gene Ontology annotation, cellular component: cytosol. The record is from RefSeq and is a predicted model, not a curated record.
GUUGAUUCCGUGGGUGGGUGUGCAGGGAGCAUGGCGCAAGGAAAUACUACUCCUGAGCUGCUGCCGCAGAUAAUAGUUCUUGGUCCACCAAUGGUGUUCAAAGAAUACGGCCACAAAUUCGCCGACAAGUUCAGGCUUCUGAAGCCCUGGGAGUCGCCGCUACCGCUGGAAGAGUUCCUCUCAGCCCACGCACAGACGGUCGAGGCUAUGUUCUGCUCCGCCUCUGUACCUCUCUCCGCCUCCCUCCUCACACACCUGCCUUCCCUCCGCUUCGUCGUCACCUCCAGCGCCGGCCUCGACCACAUCGACCUCCGAGAGUGCCGCCGCUUAGGCAUCGCCGUCGCCAACGCUGCCGACAUUUUCUCCGCUGACGUCGGGGACCUCGCCGUCGGCUUGCUCAUCGACGUCCUCAGGAGAAUCUCCGCCUCUCACCGUUUCGUUAAAACUAGGGCUUGGCCUAUCAAACCUCAUUAUCCUCUCGCUUCCAAGGUGGGAGGCAAGCGGGUUGGGAUUGUAGGACUGGGAAGCAUAGGGCAGCAAGUCGCAAAGAGGCUUGAGGCUUUUGGCUGCCCAAUCUCAUACUACUCGAGGAAGGAGAAGCCAUGGACCUCCUACUGCUUCUAUGCUGAUGUUCAUGAACUAGCAACUGCGUCUGAUAUCUUGGUGAUUUGCUGUGCAUUGACACAAGAAACCCAUCACCUCAUCAACAAACAGGUUCUCCUGGCUUUGGGAAAGGAAGGAGUGAUUGUUAACAUUGCGCGGGGAGGGAUAAUCGAUGAGAAGGAAUUGGUACAGUGUUUGUUGCAGGGAGAGAUUGCAGGUGCUGGAUUGGAUGUUUUUGAACAUGAACCUCAUGUUCCUGAAGAGCUUCUUGGAUUGGAUUGUGUUGUCCUGUCUUCACACUCUGCUGUUCUCACACAUGAAUCCUUUAAACAAGUAUAUGAGCUUACUGUAGGGAAUCUUGAGGCUUUCUUCUCCAAUCAACCCCUGCUUUCUCCUGUUUUACAUGAAUAAAUGUUUGUCAUAGCCUUUAUCAAUUCAUUUCUUCUGUUAUGUAUUGCCAGCAGGCAGCUUACUGCAACCAUGUUUCAAAUAAUGAAAACUUCACAGAAGCAUCAA